Paramuricea clavata is the source of this 858-nucleotide messenger RNA. The record is from the annotation of a GenBank genome assembly. NCBI's taxonomy places the organism in Eukaryota, Metazoa, Cnidaria, Anthozoa, Malacalcyonacea, Plexauridae.
AUGUCACUAAAAACCAGCAAAGUACCUCAGAAAUGGAAAUCCGCUAAUUUAUUACCACUCCCUAAAGAAUCACCAUUAAAUUCGUGCAACCAGUUAAGACCAAUCUCUCUGACGGACAUCAUCAUGAGACUAUUCGAGAAGUGCGUGUAUAAAUCUGAAAUCGAACCUAUCACAAGAAAUAACAUUGGUCCUGACCAAUUUGCUUAUAAAAAGGGUCACAACUCGACUAUGGCUCUGAUUAAAUCCCAACAUCAAUGGCUAGCGUGGCUGGAUAAAAACGCUAAUUAUGUUAGAGUGCUGUCGUUCGAUUUCAGCAAAGCAUUUGACAGUGUGCCCCACGAUCUUUUGUUUGAAAAAGUUAAAAAGCUACCCAUUAAUCCGUAUGUGGUGAACUGGUUAAUCAGCUUUCUAGAAAAUAGAAUACAAAGAGUAAUGGUUGAUGGAAUGGUUACAGAAUAUUUAUAUAUUAAUCGUGGUGUCCCUCAAGGUACUGUUUUAGGCCCAGUUCUUUUCUCAAUAAUGGUUGAUGAUAUUAAAACUGCUGAUCCUAGUAAUGCGUUAGUCAAAUUUGAUGACGAUUUGACGUUAGGAGUGCCCGGCAACGAAAGUGGUGACACAUCUCGAUCUGAAGCUGCCUGUUUACAGGAUUGGGCGGAAGAGAAUAGAAUGCCCUUAAACUUGGAAAAAACGUACGAAAUGGUUGUUCGCAGACACACCUCUGUAGUUUUGCCCGAGCUUAUCCCUUCAAUUAAGCGAAAAACAUGGCUAAAGCUUUUAGGAGUUACUCUACAAGAUGCAACUGGGAUUUGCACUUUGAAGAAAUGCUCAAAAAAGCAAGUGGACGAAUGUACAUUAUGA